Molecule: messenger RNA, 2139 nt
Organism: Colletotrichum godetiae
Lineage: Eukaryota; Fungi; Ascomycota; Sordariomycetes; Glomerellales; Glomerellaceae
Exons: 3
Coding region: 75-1685 (536 amino acids)
Source: RefSeq, a predicted model, not a curated record
CUUCAUGGUUUGCAUGGCAGACCUCGUCCGACUCCCUCGCCCAGCAAUCACCAAUCAUCAGCAAUACAGACAUAAUGCCCAGCUUCAGGGGCAUCGACGUCUCGAUCGUGCCCGGUCCCAACAUGGAGGGGUUGCCCGAGCUCCCGCACCCCGAGUCCUCCUCUGUCCGACUUCGGGGUCCUCAUGCAGCAAGUCCGAUGGCGACCACGGCUUCCGGCUUCACCUCGACGCCAGAGAAGUGUAGACCUACAAUAUCCGUCUACAUUCCCUCGUCGCCAGGAUCCCAGUUCCACUUGAGAUACUCAAUCAACAAAUCUCCCCCGGAUAGCAAAUUCUUGUAUUUCAGAAUGACUAUGAACGGUCGUCAGGUAGUUUCUUGGGGUAUCAAGUCGCAAGCCACCCAGAGUCAGAUCGUCAGCCAUGCCCUGUACGAGCCCGAUACCAAAUGGCACUAUCGAGAGUGUGGCGUCACUUAUAAGCGUGAGGGCGUUGAAAAACGGUUCUUCCACUUCGCGCCGCGCCCCGAAACUUCCGCUGCCAUGGAUGGCGGUCUGAUCGACCUUCAAAUUUUCCGAUCCUACGGACGAAGGAGGAGAGCGCCUCAACUUGACGACUUCCGCAGUCAAGAUCAGUAUGGUAUCACGUCACCCACCGGAGGCCUCGUGGAGUCAUCUCAAGACCUCACAUACUACGACUGGGUCCUAGUCGAUCCUGUUGACUCUCCGUUCGCUACGUUUCGCUUCUUUUACCGCACUUGGGAAAACCUAAAGUCGCUGAAUCUCGUAUCGGAGGCACAUUAUGAGGAACUCGUGGCCUCAGACGCACAGAGUGGACAGCUGCCGAACAGACCCAAGACGCCAAAUCACAAUGAGACUGAAGGCUAUACUCGCACUCGACCGAGACCAUACGGCUUCGAAUCUCUUGAUGGAUUAGUUUUUGGGGACAAUAACACGAGUCGGAACAAGAUGAGAGGAAGGCAGAACUCAGCCGCCGAGAGAGAUUUCUACCUUGAAACACCACCCAAGCUCGCUCCUCCGGCCUUAAAUCUGACCAGAAUGCCUCAGCCCAGCAAACUAGCACGAGAGAUUCGGAAGGUGUCAGACAUCCUUCGACCUCUACCAUUGCUUCCUGAUUUUGAACCUCCGAUCAACAGGAAGUCGUUGGAAUCGGCAAGAGCCCCUUCAGUCACGCCAUCGCUCUUGCCGUAUAUUGACGAGUCAAGUGGCGGUGACGAGUUUGAGCUUGGCGUUGCCAGACGGGUAAUAUUGCCCUCUCUGUCUCAAGAGCUCCCUGGGAUGGACCCGCGCCGUCCUCUCCCUUCUCCUCCCCGAGGACUUCCAGCAUCUUCAUCUGACUAUGACAUGACGCCUCCUUCUACGGGCGGCUUGGAGGCCCUCAAUCGGGUUGGAAGGCAACAAUACAUCGCCGCAGCGCAUGCGAAAUCGAUGAGGCUGAGGGGUUCAUCCAUUAGUAGUCUGGGUUUCUCGGGGAAUUCCAGACGGGAUCAUAGGGCCGUCGGUUCCGACCCCGGCAUAACGUCAACUGUAGAUAACUUUGACAACAUGAGCCUCUCUGAAGGAGAAUGGCUCAAGCGGAGUCCAUCGCCUUUGCGUCGCAGACAUGGAAGAUUGAAUCUCAACAUAUGGAAGGCCCGAGAGACGAACGAGGGUCUGGGAGACUCUUAGGUCAAGAGGAUGUAUUCGGUUUUUUUGUAGGAAUGUUCCGGCUAUAGGGUCAGCGACGCAUUUGUGGAAAGAAAGGGGGACUUUCACACUGGUCAAGCCAACGUUUUGCUGAUAAGUCCCGGGAGUUACUGGCCAUAAGAAGUAAGAAACUCGCACAGGUAGUUCCAGUAUACGAAAAUGUGAUGCUUUAGUGAACGAAGACAGGGGAAACGGACAUGGAUAAUCAUCAGCACUUUCGAGAAAGGAAGGAGUUACCUGAGAAUAGGGUCUGACGACCGCUAUAAUGGUAGGAUACUCUAAUUGGCCAAUGGAGUUAUUGAUGGUCUUUGUGUGGUCAGUAGUAGACGCGGCCAGUGAACAGGAGUUGGAGCCUCUUGACAAGGUUGAGGGCGUUGAAGGAUACAGCUCUCACAACAUCGCCGACAACUGAAUAGCAAAAAUAAUUAAAUCAAUC